Messenger RNA from Harmonia axyridis, 1650 nucleotides. RefSeq names its product lysosome-associated membrane glycoprotein 1-like. The record is from RefSeq and is a predicted model, not a curated record. The transcript is spliced from 6 exons. The coding region runs from base 145 to 1200 and encodes 351 amino acids. Gene Ontology annotation, cellular component: membrane. NCBI's taxonomy places the organism in Eukaryota, Metazoa, Arthropoda, Insecta, Coleoptera, Coccinellidae.
AGCAUUCGGUUAAAUAUCGCCUACUGUCUGAACUGUCUGUCUUUGUCGUUCUUUGACAAAGAGCUGCUGAGGUAGAAUUUAAUUGUAAAUAGAAACGCCGAUUUAUACUAUUGCGCCACAAAUAAUAGUGGUUGAUUUAAAAAUAUGAAAAUCUUUAAGUUAACCAUCGUUUUGGUUUUGUGUAUUUUUACCGAAGCCACCAAGAAAGAUACCCUAACAAGCCAAAAAGAAGUACCUAUUGGUCCAAAUGAAUCAACUACUCACGCCCCUGAACCUUCAACCACCCCAGCCCCACCAAGCCCACCAACCACAGCAAGACCAACAACCCCCAGUAGUACUACAACAACAGCAAAACCUACAACAAAACCAUCGACGACAGCAAAACCAACAACUCCUUCAACUACUACAACAACCAGCACGACCACUCCAGUACCGUCCUCCACUACUACUACGAAGCCAACCACUACAACCCCUUCGCCAAAUCCUAGCAAACCUGAUGUGGGAACCUGGAAUGUUACAGAACCUGGCACCGACAUAAUUUGCAUUUUGGCAAAAAUGGCAAUGCAAAUAGAGGUUGAUUAUGAGUACAAAAACGAUACUCGAAAAGCAGUUCUCAAUGUCCCAGCGAAUGCCACAGCCAAUGGUACAUGCAACAAUCUCAAAUCCAAUCAGCUUUCUAUCAAGUGGACAGAUGCAAAACAUAAUAUCACAAACUUUAUCAUUUUCAAUUUCGUGAAUAACACAAAUACUUCCACAAUUGGUCUCAACAAUAUUCUUGUGAAUCUGAAUGGUCUAAUGCCUAAUGAAAAAGAACCAAUGAACUUCUUCUACAAUCAUACUGUGUUCGAAACACCUCUAACAAGUUCUUACAAAUGCAAGAAGGAGCAAACACUCACUUUAAUCAAUGCUAAGAAUGACACCAGUUGCAAGGCAAUGUUGACUGUCAGUCAACUUCAAAUGCAGGCAUUCAGAUCAUCAAAUACCACAGAUUUUGGAAAUGCAAUUGAUUGCAUAUCUUCAACUCCAGACAUAGUUCCCAUCGCAGUUGGUUGUGCUCUAGCUGCUUUGGUAGUGAUUGUGCUUCUAGCUUACUUGUAUGGUCGUAGAAGAUCUCAGGCAAGAGGAUAUCUCUCAAUGUUUGCUGAAACAAAACAAGAAGAGGACUAUAUACCCAUGAAGACAUUGUCAUGUUUUCGUUGAAUAAGUGUAUUAUGCAAAUAUAUGUGAUAUGUGAGUGAUAAUUGCUUGAAAAGCACUCUAGCCUUUUAUAAAUUUAUAAUGUGAUAAGAAAGAAAUAUUUUUCUUCAAGAAGAUAACUGAUUUGUGUAGGUCUUGCUUUUUCCAUUUAUUCUUAAUUGUUUGAUAUUAUUUUACCUUUUUAAACAUUCUGUCUUGUAUGAACUAAAACACCAGUGAUAUAAUGAAACGAUUUGAUGUUAAUUAGCAUAUUUUUUCUAACUGAUUCAUCACAAAUAUGAUGUUAUAAUCGGAAGUUUCUUUGAGUCAUUAUUGUAAAAUUAUAGAAUAUUCCGAUUUGACAAGAGACCACAAACGCUGUUGAAGCAUUUGUAAUUAAUUCUAGUUUGGGUUAGUUGUUGUGAGCAAUGUAAAUGUAAAACGACAAAUGGUUGAAUUAAAUAUUUAAUUUAC